This is a messenger RNA of Galendromus occidentalis (western predatory mite), 546 nucleotides long. Its product is annotated as vesicle-associated membrane protein 2. The transcript is spliced from 2 exons. Gene Ontology annotation, biological process: vesicle-mediated transport. Lineage: Eukaryota; Metazoa; Arthropoda; Arachnida; Mesostigmata; Phytoseiidae. Bases 106 to 390 code for a protein of 94 amino acids. The record is from RefSeq and is a predicted model, not a curated record. Gene Ontology annotation, cellular component: membrane.
GCUGGAAAGCCUCGUCAUUCUCCGCUGUUCGUUCUGCUCACCGUUCCGGAUAGACAAACGAACGCACUAACGAAAAUAGUUUCAUAGUGUUCCAAACAACGCGAGAUGGCUACGAGUGAAUCGAACAAUGAUAAAUUAGAGGAGGUGAAGCAACAGGUCGACGAUGUCGUGGACAUAAUGCACGACAACUUGAAGUCGGUAAUGCAGCGUGGAGACAACCUGACCGAUCUCUCGUCUCGAGCGGACCAGCUUGAAGAAAACGCGAAAGCCUUCGAGAAACAGGCCGUCACAUUGAAACGGAAACAAUGGUGGCAAAACAUGAAGAUGAAAAUAAUUCUUGGGAUAAUACUCGCCGUAAUCAUCGCAAUCAUCAUCUAUCUCGUUUUAUAGAGGAAACAUCGACGGGUCCAGGUCCCCGUGUAAUCGAUUCAGGAAAAUGGAACGAUAUCUCUCUCCGCACAGGAAUCAUGCCCAAUCGCGCUCGACGCUGAGAAAACCUCGGCCGCCAAUUGUAAAUAGGCUCCACCCCAUUUCGAAUAAAAUCUC